Messenger RNA from Castor canadensis (American beaver), 704 nucleotides. The record is from RefSeq and is a predicted model, not a curated record. Lineage: Eukaryota; Metazoa; Chordata; Mammalia; Rodentia; Castoridae.
CUUAAAGGAGCACUUCGAGGAUACCACAGAGAAGAAUGAGGCAUUGCUGGGGGAGCUCUUCUCCAGCCCCCACCUGCCAACACUCCUAAGCCCUGAGUGUGACCCAUGGCCCCUGGACAUGCAGCCCCUUCUCAACAAUCAGAGUGAUGACUGGCAAAGGCCCAGCUCCUCUGCCAAGUCAGAGGAGGAGAAGGUGGCGGAAUUGGCCAGGCAGCUGCAGGAGAGUGCUACCAAGCUGCAGGCACUCAGGAAAGAGUGCUUUGCACAACAUAAGCCAGGGGCCACUGCAGGUGUGGCUGACACCAGCACCCUAGACCAGAAGCUGCGCCUGGUCGUCUCUGACUUCCACCAGCUCAUCUUGGCCUUCCUCCAAGUCUAUGACGAUGAGCUGGGUGAGUGCUGCCAGCGCCCACGCCGUGACCUGCACUCGUGCGGCCCCAUCAUCCAAGCCGUGUAUCAGACUCUGAUGUCCUGCAGCCAACUAUUGAAAGCAGUAAUGGAGGUCACAGAAACCUCUGCAAAAGCUGUGGAGAUGGUAAAGAAGCAGGAAGGAGAGCAGAUCUGUUGGGGCAGCAGGAGCUCCGUGAUGAGCUUAGCCACUAAAAUGGAUGAACUUACACAGAAAUACAAGAUCUUCAAUGACAGCCUGCACAAAGGCACAGGAUAGUAUGGGAACACAAAGUCCUCCCUGGAGCCAGUAUGGG